CAUCAUAUUAACCCUUGUUUCUUUAAUUUCUUCUUACCAAAAAUGGUUCUAGCUGGCAAACUUAUUGCUGAACUUGGUAUCAAAACACCCGCUGACAAGUUCUUCAAACUAUAUGCAACAGAACUUCACGAAUUGCCAAAUCAUUGUGAAAGAAUUCAUCAUGCCAAACUGCAUGAAGGUGAAGACUGGCAUGACACUGAUACAGUUAAACACUGGACAUAUGUCAUAGAUGGUGAGGUACACACAUGUCACGAGAGUAUUGAAGAAGUUGAUGAACAAAACAAAAAAGUAAUUUGGAAGAUCUUUGGUGGAGAUAUUGAAAAGCACUAUAAGGCCUUUAAGCUCAUCCUUGAAGUAAGUGAUAAGGCUGAUGGAAGUGCUGUUGUUAAAUGGACUAUUGAAUAUGAGAAAAUCAGUGAGGAUAUUAAUCCUCCAAAUGCUCACAUGGACUUCUUAUGCCAAAACACUCGAGAUGUUGAUGCAAAUCUUGGCAAGGAAAAGGUAGCUCAAUAAGACAUAAAGAAGAAAGGAUGUCAAUGCAUGUGGUUUGCUUGUGUUAAUAUAUAUUCAUAAUAAAAUAGUGUGAUGUUUGUUAUAUUGGCAUAUUUUGCAGGUGUGUCGGCUAUUAGGCUCAUAUAUAAAAAGGCUUUUGUUAAUCUUUCGUUUGUAAUGCAAAUAAGUAAUGAAUAUUUUGUUAAUCUUUCGUUUGUAAUGCAAAUAAGUAAUGAAUAUUUUGCUAUUUAGUUUA
Molecule: messenger RNA, 748 nt
Organism: Vicia villosa (hairy vetch)
Lineage: Eukaryota; Viridiplantae; Streptophyta; Magnoliopsida; Fabales; Fabaceae
Product: MLP-like protein 28
Exons: 2
Coding region: 43-513 (156 amino acids)
Biological process (GO): defense response
Source: RefSeq, a predicted model, not a curated record